Molecule: messenger RNA, 1779 nt
Organism: Fukomys damarensis (Damara mole-rat)
Lineage: Eukaryota; Metazoa; Chordata; Mammalia; Rodentia; Bathyergidae
Product: doublesex- and mab-3-related transcription factor 2
Exons: 3
Coding region: 81-1280 (399 amino acids)
Biological process (GO): sex differentiation; regulation of transcription by RNA polymerase II
Cellular component (GO): nucleus
Molecular function (GO): RNA polymerase II cis-regulatory region sequence-specific DNA binding; DNA-binding transcription factor activity, RNA polymerase II-specific
Source: RefSeq, a predicted model, not a curated record
UCAAGGGCCACAAGCGCUUCUGCCGCUGGCGGGACUGCCAGUGUGCCAACUGCCUGCUGGUGGUGGAGCGCCAGCGGGUCAUGGCCGCCCAGGUGGCGCUCCGGAGGCAGCAGGCCACCGAGGACAAGAAAGGGCUUUCUGGGAAACAGAAUAAUUUCGAGCGCAAAGCAGUGUACCAGAGGCAAGUCAGGGCACCUAGUUUGCUGGCCAAAAGCAUUUUAGAAGGCUAUCGCCCUAUAACGGCGGAGACUUACCUAGGAGGGACCCUACCUCUACCUCCCCCAGUUAGUGACAGGAUGAGAAAAAGAAGGGCCUUUGCUGACAAAGAGUUGGAGAACAUUAUGCUGGAAAGAGAGUAUAAAGAGAGAGAGAUGCUGGAAACUUCCCAAGCUGCUGCCUUGUUCCUGCCCAAUCGCAUAGUACCUGGAACUGAAUACAGCUCCUACAAAAGUGCCUACAGCCCCACCCCAGGGGAGCUGCCAAGCAAGGACUUCUGCAAUUUUUUGCCCACCUGUCUUGAUCUCACCAUGCAGUACUCAGGAUCUGGGAACAUGGAACUGAUUUCUUCUAAUGUUAGUGUGGCCACGACUUACCGACAAUAUCCUCUGUCCUCAAGAUUUUUAGUUUGGCCCAAGUGUGGCCCUGUCAGUGACACCCUUCUCUACCAGCAAUGCCUUCUAAAUGCCACCACCUCAGUUCAAGCCCUGAAACCUGUGGCCGGCUGGGACUUGAAGGGAACAAGGGUCCAGGAUGAGCUCAGUGCAGAAUACAACAUGAUACCACCGAAACUGGAAAGCUCCCUGCUGCCUCACCCUCCCGAGGUCCAGACCUCAAGAAGUGACUUUCAGGGUCACCAGGCUGUCCCUGAGAGGUCUGCCUUCUCCCCACCCCAACGAAAUUUCUCUCCCAUUGUUGACACAGACUCCCUGGCAGCUCAAGGGCACAUCUUAACCAAGAUCAGCAAAGAAAACACUAGGCACCCUCUGCCACUUAAAAAUAAUCCAUUGCACUCGUUAUUCCAGCAAACGCUUAAUGACAAAUCAGGUCCCGAGCUGAAAACACCAUUUGUCAAAGAGGCCUUUGAAGAGACCCCAAAGAAACACAGAGAGUGUUUGGUCAAGGAGAACCAGAAAUACACAUUUACAAUAGAUAGAUGUGCGAAAGACCUUUUUGUAGCCAAACAAGUUGGAACAAAACUCUCAGUGAAUGAACCCCUGUCAUUUUCUGUUGAGUCUAUUCUUAAGAGGCCUUCAACUGCCAUCACCCAUGUCUCUCAGUGAAACGCGGCUUGAAUGAAAAGGUGGAUUUUCUUCCAUCUCGGAUGGUUCUUGCCAUAUACUUAUUUUUUUUAGAGUUCAAAUGUUUGUAUAAAGAAAAUUUUAAUGUAAAUAAUGAUUUCUAAAAAUUCUACAUAUUCAUAUGCAUGUACUUUUUUAUCACAGAAAUAUAUUUAAACUUAAGAUGGAAAUUGCUUCAUGUGCAGAUUGUAGAGUUCUAUGCCUUACACAGCAUUUCAAAAUGGAAUAAAACUGAUACUGUCUUCUAAAAGAUUAAAAAAAAUAAAAGAUCCAAUGUUUGCUGAGCAAAUAGCUGUCUUUCGCUAGAUGAAAAACCUAAUGUCUGUUAAAUGUGCCCUUUGUUUUUCUAUAUUUCUGUGUAUUUUCAAGUACCAUUAAUGGUCACUGGGGGCUACAGGAGAAGUCUUAUGAUGUUUUAGUUUUGCUUUCUUUUCCCUCUCUGUGCCUGCUAGGCCAAGUAUGCUGUCUCUGAGCUCUGUCC